This is a messenger RNA of Morone saxatilis (striped sea-bass), 7471 nucleotides long. It is a transcript of the gene tspan9a, whose product is annotated as tetraspanin 9a. The coding region runs from base 801 to 1826 and encodes 341 amino acids. The record is from RefSeq and is a predicted model, not a curated record. Lineage: Eukaryota; Metazoa; Chordata; Actinopteri; Moronidae. The transcript is spliced from 7 exons. Gene Ontology annotation, cellular component: membrane.
GAGAGAGAGAGUUGGGGGAGGAGGGCAGUGCUCUUGUUGGGAGAUAGGGAAUGCCCGUUAGUUGCGUCUACCGAUAAUAGCACAUCAGCCAGAGCGGUGCUAUUGGGAGAGCAGAGCACAGGCAGUGCGGAGGACUGAGCUGCUGAGCAGAGAAUGGUACACUAGAGAAGACAGGCACACUCAGAAAGAGACAGAGAGCGAUAUAGUAAGGGAAUAGGGUGCGCAUCAGAGAGCACGUUGAGAAGAGGAGAACGAGCAGAGCAGUGGAAAGAGGAGAGGAGAGUGAGGAAGGGAGAAAAGUUACCAGGUCAGCAAGACAACGUGGAAGUGGAGCAGCUGAGAAUCAUUGGGGUCUUUCUCACUCUGGAACAGCACGGCACAGCAAUAAGCAGCGCAGGAGGAGAGUGAUAUUACAAGAGGGGACAGAGGGAGUACUAUAACUUCUUCCUGGGAAGACAGUCCUGUCAUUAGGCGAGGGGUAAUGCUCCUCACAGGACCCUUCUGCACAGCUACUUCAGGACUAUCACUGCAAGACAGCAGCAGCAAGCAGAAGACACUUAAGCCUGGCAGAGGUGCCUGGGCAGUGCAGUUCUACUCACUUCUGUACUGAACACUUUCUUACCCAACUGUGUGCUUUGAGGUGGAUGCAGUUGUGUUUCUGUGAGGCUUUUAUCUUUUUUUUUGCUUCAGAGUGUGAAGCAGUGGAGAUUUGGUGGGUGACUUGUCCUGUCCUGUCAUCUCUGAGACUAUGGUAGACUGUGCGUCAGGGAGCCUUUCAUCAGCAGCUGCAGCUUUAGAGCAUGGAGAAGUCCAGCAGUGAGGAGUCAGCCAUUCACCGUAGCCCCUCCGUAGAUAGCCGUGACUCCGAUUUUGCUCAAGCCUCCACGUCUGGCCGCCCAUUUGGCGGCCGCGGCUUCACUGCCGGUGCAUUCUACGGCUCCACGGGGCCGCGCAAAAACGCACAGCAGGGGCAGGCUGGAGCAGCAGCUGACGCCAGCGCAGGAGACAAGACCAACAACAAGUACAGCUCACCCAAAGGCAGCAAAUACGUGGUCUUUUACCUGGAUCUAUCCUUUGUGUUCCUUUUAGAAUUCAAGAAGUGCAACAUGGCAAGAGGCUGCCUUUGCUGCUUGAAGUAUAUGAUGUUCAUCUUCAAUCUCAUCUUCUGGUUAUGUGGCUGUGGGCUGCUCGGCGUGGGCAUCUGGCUCUCUGUGUCUCAGGGCAGCUUCGCCACCUUCUCACCCUCAUUCCCCUCACUGUCAGCUGCCAACAUGGUCAUCGCCAUCGGCGCCAUCGUCAUGGUAACGGGCUUUCUCGGUUGCCUGGGUGCCAUCAAGGAGAACAAGUGCCUGCUUCUGAGCUUCUUCAUUGUCCUGCUGAUAAUUCUCCUGGCAGAGCUGAUAUUACUCAUCCUGUUCUUCGUGUACUCAGAUAAGGUGAGUGAGAAUGCCAAGCAGGAUCUGAAGGAUGGGCUGGCUCUCUACAACUCAGAGAAUAACAUAGGCCUGCGAAAUGCCUGGAACAUCAUCCAGGCAGAGUGGAAGUGCUGCGGUGUGAUAGCAUACACCGACUGGCACGAGGCCCUGCAGGAGAAGGUGGUUCCUGACCGCUGCUGCCAGGAGCAUUACCAGAACUGUGGGCGUAACUCCACCAACAUGUUCUGGAACAGGGGCUGCUUCGAGAAAGUGGAGGAAUGGUUGGAUGACAACAAGCACCUGCUGGGAACCAUAGGCAUGGUCAUCUUGGUAGUGCAGCUCCUGGGCAUGGCGUUCUCCAUGACGCUGUUCCACCACAUCCACAGAACGGGAAAGAAGUACGACGCUUAGCCUUGAGGGAGGCACCCAGCGGAGAGGAGCCCCACUGCCUGAUGGGAUAAGACUCUGAUUUAAACACCCCUGCGUCCCCGCACCCCACCCCCACCCCACUUUACAACCUCUUUAAAGCAUCCUCUGACCCCCCCCCUUCCCAGAUCUUUUGUACAGAUUCCAGCUGUGUCCCCGCUCUCUUCUUCUCUCCCCUUUCACCAUUCAUUUUGCCAAAGAGUAACACAACUGGAAGAGAAAGGACACCUACUUUUGGCAAGGAAGAGAAUCCCAUUGGUUGUCACUCCUCUUGAGUACAUUUCUAUUUUAUUUUAUUUUAUAUUUUUUUUGCUUGGACUAACAUUUUGCUGGAAGGAAGGACAGACUUUGAGACAAUGAAGACUUUACUAAUGCCCACACACCACACUGAGAGGCAAAGAGAACAUAUGAAACUGAUGAUACCCUCCACCCCUUGUGGAAUUUUUUCUUUUUUUCUUCAUGUUGAUUAAAGUCAAGCCCCCUUUUCACUUGUAAAUGAAAAAAGUUCCAACAUGGCAUGCUAGUUUUCUACUUUACAGAUUUACCUUUGUUGUCGAAAUGUCAAACGUCUUUAUUUUGUCUUGUUUUUUUUGUAAGUAUGUCAUUGAUGCUCAUGUGAACACAAGUGUUAAACAGAUCGGUGCAAUGAGCUCUCAGACAUGCAGUGUGUUUGUAUGUGUGUGUGUGUGUGUGUGGGGGCGGUUUGGAUUUGACGUGACGUUGCUGCAUAGGGGCACAGACAUGUCGGGGUGCUGUUAAAUGUAAUCUAUGAUUCAUAUGUUUUUCAUCCGGCUAUAGAGCUUUGAGCUUUGGGUAGAAUGAACGUGUUGUAGGAACGUCAUGUGAGCACGAGGAAUCAUCAGUGGAUUUAUUUCAUACCAAAUUCUGCAGUAUCCUCUCAAUAAUAAAUUGUAAUGCACAAAUCUGUCAGUGAACACCCAGACACAAACACACUUUGUACUGCCACACAGCAGCAGUAUUCCCAUUCGCUGUGAGACAAUACAAAUGGUGUAAAAUGGGCUGUUUAUUAGGGCCCCACCAGGACUGUCAAGUGAAGAGAUCUGGGUAAUGAAGUUACCCCUUCGAGAAUACAUACUGAAUUAUUUGUGUGCGCGUGUGUGUGCGCAACAUUAGUUGGGGUGUUUUAUCAGAUUGUCCAAGGUGCAGAGGAAAAAAAUCAGGCCAUAGAAACACACAGAAGUAAGGGCACAGGGGGCUGAAAACAGAGCAGACAUGUUGUCUCCCUGCUGCCAUCAAAUGCGUCAGUGGAAGCGGCGAGAGACUUUUUCUUCUAUAUUCUUGAGAUCUCAUCCAUUUGCUCUGCCCUCCUCAUUCUUCCUCUCUCCGGCUGUCAGCCCCCCCUUCCAUUUCUUUUUUUUUCGCUCCAAUUUUCCUUCCCACAUGUCAGAAAGCAAUGAGCUUCACACUCCAUACGUGCACACAGUACCUCUGCUGACAUUCCUGUUCAUCACAAGGUUACACCUCAGGUCUGCAACUUUACCCAUUUUACGUACACUUCCUUUUCUAGCAGCCUCAGAGGAGGGGGCGCAGGCAGAUCAAAGCUGAGACAGAUAGGUAUGGCAACAUGCCCUGUAGAACAUGUCUGUUUACCACUGAUUCGCUGCAAGAGGCCUGAGCACAAGCCUGCCACCUUAAAACUGAAAAUACUCUUCAAGCUGUGGCGACUUCAAGAAAAUGCCCUCCAGUGUGUGUACUCUAGGCUUCAAAAUGCCUGUGAGUAUAUGAGAGGCGGUGGGGUAAAGGACUAGCUUAAUGUUAAACGAUCUGCUUAGGCCAUCAUGUAUGACAACAACAUACUCACCAAAGUAAAUGCUGAGGUUUGAGAACAUGCCUACAACAUUUCAACAAUGUCCAACUUGGACAAGACACAAGCGAGCAGACAGGUUGUAAACAAUACAACAGGAUAACCAGAUUAGCUACCACUUCAUUCACAAAACGAAAUGUCUCAAUAUCAGUAGUAAUCCAUCAUUGCGCUGGAAAACUGUAUCCACACAUCUACAGCAAGCAAAACACAAAGCUGAACCUGAAAAUCAGUCUGUGGACAGUUUAUAAUUUAACUGUUCACCAUUGUUUGUGGCUACUUUGGGAGUUUGUUUAAUGAUGACUGACUGCUAAUGUUCCAUAGGAUGAUAAUCAGAAUUGCCAUGUUGCUUGUGAGACUGGAUUGUGUCCAGUGACUUAUCUAUCUGAUGUGACAGUGUCCUUUUCAGUUGACACAAGUGUGACUGCGAGAAGCUGUUGGCAUCUUUCACAAUGGUUGAAGAAAUAUGCAAAUGCAUUCAUAGAAGUGUUUUCAAUUACUCUGGAUGAUUAGACCUGUCCAUUGUGGGAAAUUUCACACUCAGAAUUCAGAUUGAGGAAAUGUGGGACAGUGAAAAUAGUGCACUAUUUAGCAAAUGGAGAUUUUGGAAACAGCCAAUUUUUCUGACUCCGGCACAGGAAGACAUCUCCAAUCUUUUUCCUUCUACAACCAAAAAAACAGCCAUCAGUGGGUACAAGAGCAGACAUAUUUCAAUUUGUGAAUUCUCCCAGAUCUCAGCAAAGAACUUACAGUACUAUUACUGAUAGGGAUGAUGGCCAAAUCCACAAAAAUAAGACCAUGAACUAGAAUUAGCCUUUAAUAGGAGAACACAGGUGAUCAUUUGUUUGCUGCUGUUGGAAACCGAGUAGAGAAAUCAUUGGGACCAGAAGUGGCUGUUUUCUAAAUAGUAUCCAAGGUAAUCGAUGACAGGAGUGUUUGUUGCUUUGGAAGAAGCCUUGGAACUCAGACACUGUGCAUUGCUGCUAUAUGGGCAAACAAAUGACACAGCAAGGAAAGUAAAAAUGACCCACAAAGAUUCACUCAUUGGACAUUUUUCCAGUCAGGCAGCCUGUUGAGUCAGCCUGAGUACCCCCUGAAGUCAUUCUUAGCUUUUUAUUAGUUUUAUAAUGACUUAAUUGGAGAGACAACGUUUUAGGACAAGCAGGGUUCGUGCGUCAGGAAACAACAGAUUUGGGCUAUGAUGUGCAGCGACCCUGCUGGCUGUGAUUCACUGCCUGCCCCCCAUAUGCUCCAACUCUUCUUGUUGUGUCCACGGGGGGAACAUGACAGCUGCUGAUGUACAGCGCAGGCACGAGUGGUCACAUCUCCUCUGCUUGGCUGCCUCCACAAACUCUCCACACAUCCUUUAUUUACUGCCUCGCUCUGCAGACACCCGGCACUACAUAUACAGUAGCUGGCAGCACUGAAGAAAUACAGCUGUGCUCUUUGGAUGCCUCGAAGCAGCUGUGAGGUAUAUUCUGCACCCGGGAGGGGUUGUAGGAGAAAUGGCUGUAACCGUUCUGUAAAUCAGACUGCAUUGUAACCUUACUGCAGACAAGAAGUUCAGAAGAAACCCAAGUAUAUAAUAUUUAGUUGUGUUGCUUCGUCUUGCAUUGGGGGGGGGGGGUUAAACGCAGAUGUCACCGAAAAUGUGACAGUGGCAGAAAUAAAACAAAUCCAGUGUCUGCCUCGAAAUCUGACGUCAAAUUUCAGAGAGCCAGCCUGCAAACCCUGGAAAUCUUUGCCCCUGACUGAUCUACCGGUGCUGACAUUCAGACAUUUUCUGCUCUGUGUGAACUCCCUUUCAACUCUGCCACUAGUUUUCAUGGUUUUGUCAGAGAAAAUGUCGCUUCAUGUUUCUUAGAAUGCAGGGAUGAAUGCCAUUUUAACAAGAGCUGUUUAAUGAUGUUAUUUUUGUACAUUGGUUGUCGCUGUUUUAAUGUUUGUUUUUAUACGAUAUACUGGUGUUUUGCUUGUUGUAGGCUGCUUUUAUUGGCUUUUUUUUUUUUUUUUCACCAUUCGUGACACAGGCUCAUAUUCACUCAUUGUGAGAACGUUACAUUAAGCAUUUGUUUUUCAGAGGAUUAGUCUUUGCGAUGUCCCUCUACAAGGUGCAAAAAUGCCUUUCUGUCUUAACAUUGCUACGGGCAGUUAAAGCAAUUAAGUCAGAAUUGAUAGAAAGAGGAAAUUUGUCAUAUAGCAUCGGGUGAAGCCCACAAAAGACAUACUGCACGCUUGUCGUCGUGCUUCUCUGUAUUAGGACCUAGUUUAAUUAAAUUAGGACGUGCUGGUGUAAUCUGCAGUAUGUCAUUUAAAACUGCCAGUGUAAGGCCCCAUUAUGUAUUUGUAGAGCAUGAUCUAUUAGACGACACUGCACAACACAGAGCUCAUGUCACCACAGUGUAUCAGCCCUGUACGUUAGCCCCGGAUGUAAAUAUGCUAAUUUUUACAACUGAUGUAACUUACUGUCAUACUUUACGUCCGCCACUUGCAAUCAGUUUAGUUGCCAUUUUUUAGUUCUGAAUUGCCUAACAACCCAUGCUCUUUUGUGCUAAUUUACGGACACAUCUUCCACCUCUAUGUUAUCCAUUUAGUCACUUUUGAUUUGUUGUUUUUCUGCCUCUGGUUUCUUCUUUUAAAGUACAGGAGCAGUGUAAAUUUGGUGUAAAUUUGUGUUUUUGUCAGUAUGGUUUUCAUAUUUUAUUUGACUGCAUUUGCAUCUUGUACUAAGAUACAUUUUCUGUAUUUUUUAUAUAUAUAUAUAUAUAAAGUAUUCCCUCUUAUUCAUGGAAGCACUCCCAGUAAGCCACAGAGAUGGUAAAGGAAGAACGCACAUGCAGUAAUUGGGUUUUGUCUGCUGUGAAGAAUUUUGAGACAUAGAAUGCUAGAUUUUUAUUUUUUAUUUGCCACCUUUGACAUAUUAUUUCUGUAAUCUCCUCCUAAUCCUUCCCCCGUGCUAAAGCUCAAUAUCUGAGCAGUGGAAAUGUAUGCUCUAGAAAUGGUGUGUUUGAUGUUGUGUUCUGCCGGGUGGCACUAUCUGAUACCUGCCAGCCUUGUCCUGUGGAGUUUUCUGCUACAUGUGAAAGCACUCUGAAUAUCUAUACUAGGUGGUGCACUACCUUCUCUUUAUUCUCUAAAUCAACUAUUUUUUUUUUUAAAUAAAGGAAAGAGUGUCACAAAAUUCCACGAUACCGUACGCUCAUUGCCUUUCAUGUUUAAUGACUCGAUGCUCCUGAUAUAUUCACUUUUUAUGUCACUGUCAAUUAUUUAGGCAGCAUUUAAACAGUGUUUGAUGUUUUGGGGUUGGAAGACAGGACUUGGCAUGAAGAGCAAAGUAAAGCGGUGUCACAGCAGAUCCCAUGGUGCAUUGAAUGAAAGAGAGUGGCAUUGCUGCCUUAAAAUGGCCUCUUUUUAAAAAAAUAACAAAACCUGAGGGACUGUUGUCCAAAAGACGCUGAGAUGAGCUAAUUGUAGUCAGGCAGUUAAGCAGCCUUUUUUUUUUCUUUCUUUUUUUUAAAGAACAAAAGGGAGAUGAUGAAAGUGGGAACCAUGGCCAAUUUGUCUUGUGUUUCUACAGCAUGGAGUGAGCAGAAGAGUAUUUUUGUAUGGAGCUUUAUCCCUUUUUUAACCUAAUUGUUAUCCGGCCCGUGUGUGAUAGUGAGUGGAGUUUACUGUGCCAUUCCAUCCUGGCUUUUUGUUUUACAUCACUGUUCCUUCUAUGCAAAAAUAUGACCUAUUUUAGCCUUUGUACAGAUUAUUUUGUAUGAGUAACAUGUACUGAAAUAAAGUGAACAGAAUCAACCCUGGA